Molecule: messenger RNA, 1203 nt
Organism: Saccharomyces mikatae IFO 1815
Lineage: Eukaryota; Fungi; Ascomycota; Saccharomycetes; Saccharomycetales; Saccharomycetaceae
Gene: GCV1
Product: glycine decarboxylase subunit T
Exons: 1
Coding region: 1-1203 (400 amino acids)
Biological process (GO): glycine catabolic process
Cellular component (GO): mitochondrion
Molecular function (GO): aminomethyltransferase activity; protein binding
Source: RefSeq, a predicted model, not a curated record
AUGCCUGUAAUCAAGAAUCUUGUGUUUAAGAGGUUCAAUUCAAAUCUAAAGAAAACAGCCCUUCAUGAUCUUCAUGUGUCAUUAGGUGGUACAAUGGUGCCUUAUGCAGGUUAUUCCAUGCCUGUGUUGUAUAAGGGACAAACUCAUAUCGAAUCGCAUAACUGGACAAGAAACAAUGCCGGUUUAUUUGAUGUUUCUCACAUGUUACAAAGUAAGUUAUCUGGCCCACAAUCCGUUAAAUUUUUACAACGUGUUACGCCUACAGAUUUUAAUGUUUUACCUGUAGGGUCGGGAACCUUAAGUGUUCUAUUGAAUCCGGAGGGUGGUGUGGUAGAUGAUACAAUUAUCACGAAAGAAACCCAAAACAAUGAGUUUUAUAUCGUGACCAAUGCUGGUUGUGCAAAGAGAGACACCGAGUUCCUUCGCGGUGAGCUGCAGAAUGAUCCUACUUUAGAUUGCCAAUGGGAAAUAAUUCAAGGUAGGUCGCUAUUGGCACUACAAGGCCCUAAAGCCAAGGAUGUUCUGGGACCACUUCUGCUAAAAUCAGCUCAGGGGAAAGAUUUGAAAGAAUUAUUUUUUGGACAGAGACACGAAUUUCCGUUGAAGGAUGGUACUUUAGUUCAAAUAGCUAGAGGCGGGUAUACUGGUGAAGAUGGAUUUGAAAUCAGUGUUCCAAACGAGAAGGCCGUUAAAUUUGCAGAACAACUUCUGGCUAAUCCAGUAAUGAAGCCCAUCGGGUUAGCCGCCAGAGAUAGUUUAAGAUUGGAAGCUGGCAUGUGCUUAUACGGCCAUGAAUUGGAUGAAAGUAUCACCCCAGUAGAAGCUGCGUUAAACUGGGUGAUUUCCAAGUCAAGAAGAAACAUAGUAAAUGGAAAAGACAGGUUCAAUGGAUAUGCCAAGAUAACGGACCAGCUAAACAAUAAGACUUACAGCAAGGUACGAGUUGGAUUCAAAUACUUAAAGAAAGGACCUGCUGCUAGGGACGGUGUCAAGAUCUUCUUGCCCGAUGCUCAAACAGAAGUAGGCCUAGUAACAUCAGGUAGUGCAUCUCCAAGUUUAAGCAACAUCAAUAUCGGACAAGGUUAUGUGCAGAAGGGCUAUCACAAAAAGGGCACAGAGUUGCUGGUUCAAGUAAGGAAUAAGUUUUAUCCGAUUGAACUUGCCAAGAUGCCUCUUGUACCUACACAUUAUUACAAGCAGUAG